AUGGUUUAUCUAUGGUUCAAAACACAGCGGCUAACAAUUCAACUAUUUAGUGUCUCCAUCAUUAUCCCAAGUCAAACUGUUAAAGGAUUUAAAUCAAUUCAUCAAAAGUCUUUAGGUGUUGCUUAUGUUGAAUUUGCCAAUGAAUUAGACGCUGAACUGGCCAGAAAGGAAAUCAAUGGUAAGAUUGUGAAUGAUCGUGCUUUAAGAGUCAAACCUUUUGUUCCUUAUUCCCCACAAAAUACCUUUUUGAGAAGAACAAGAUCAAGACGUGGUGCUUUCCAUCGUAAAUCAAGAGCUGAAAAAGCAACAACUGAAAAAAUUGAUGAACUGGAUGAACAAGCUGUUCAAACUGAUAAUGCAGAAGGUAAUGAUGAAGAAAAAGCGAUUCCAGGUGCUGCAACAGAAUCAAAUGAAGAUGAAAACUUAGGUUCUGGGAUUUCCGUUGAUACUGAUGGUGAAAAGCUGAAACCUCUUGUUGAUGGAGAGGAAGCAUUAGAUAAAGAGCAAGAACCUGAAACUUCAAAAGAUACCGUUUUUAUCAGCCGUCUUUCUCCAAAAGCCACUGAUGGUGACCUUCGUGAAUUUUUCCAUGAAUUUGGACCAACUGAUGUUUAUAUCUUCAAAAAUCGUAUCAAUAAGAAACAACAUCCAUUACGUUUCCAUCAAAGAUAUGUUUCUGCAUUAGUUACCUUAUCAGUUGAAGAUGGUGUUUCCAAAGCGAUUGAAACUCUUAAUGAUCAAAAAAUUAAGAACAAAGUUGUUGGUAUUCGUGCUGCUUAUGUUUCCAAGAUUGAGGAUGUUAAAAAGGCAGCCGAAGUUCGUCAAAAGAAACAAGCUAAAUUGGACCAAGAAGCUAACGCAGCAGCAGCAGCAGCAGCAUCAUCAUCAGCAAAGCCAGCUUCAGAUGAUGUUGAGAAAGAUGAAAAAUCUAAACAACAAUUACCAGUUGAAGAAACCCAUGAAGAUUCAAUUGAUGUUGUUCAAGAAGAUGAUGACGAUGAAUCUGUUUGUUUCAAAAUUGAUAGUAAACCACAACCUGAAUCAGUUGCUGCUUGA
This is a messenger RNA of Hansenula ciferrii, 1056 nucleotides long. It is a transcript of the gene RRT5, whose product is annotated as Rrt5p. The transcript has a single exon. NCBI's taxonomy places the organism in Eukaryota, Fungi, Ascomycota, Saccharomycetes, Phaffomycetales, Wickerhamomycetaceae. Gene Ontology annotation, molecular function: RNA binding. Bases 1 to 1056 code for a protein of 351 amino acids. The record is from RefSeq and is a predicted model, not a curated record.